Molecule: messenger RNA, 3687 nt
Organism: Ectocarpus siliculosus
Lineage: Eukaryota; Phaeophyceae; Ectocarpales; Ectocarpaceae
Source: the annotation of a GenBank genome assembly
AUGGCUCGUCGACCGCACCCGACCCUGGCAGUCACCGACAGCGAGCGCACCCUCAUUCUCCAGCGGCGCAACAGCGGCGGAAAGCCCAGCAGAGCCAAGCGACGCGUAUCCUCCUACUUCGCCGCCGAGGAAGCCAGCGAUACAUCCGCGGAGUCCCUCGCCUCCUGCUCCCGACGCGACGGCCGUACAGGUACUACGGCAUGUAUCAGCACCGCCGAUAAGACCAAGGAUAUCUCUAGCCUAGCUGGCGGUGGUGGCUCGUCGAGGACGGGAGGACGCUGGAUUCUCGAAGGGAUUCGGCACAGCCGACAAGGGCAAGUGCUUCAACCGGCGAAGGAUGGGAAUGACAGCAUCAUCAGCCCUGCCGGUCCUGCUGCCGCUGUGUUCUACGGCAGCGUUCGGUUCCCGGCCAGCCGCGUGGCGCUGUGGAAUCGCCGGCCCACCGGGAGCCCAUUAACCCUCACUCCGGAAUCAGCCGCGCCCAUCCUUGUUCUGCGGCAGCGAGCCGCGGAUCUCAUCGCCUCUGAGUUACUCAGUCUUGCCGCGGAGGGAGAAAGGUGGCACGGGGUGCUCGGGUCGACCGGCGACAUCCUACAGGGCUCCUCCCUCGCAUCUGACCCUCGGUUGCUAGCAGCCUCAUCAUCCUCCUCGUCGAAUGCACCCUUUUCCUGCUUGGCGCUCGAGAUCGCUGGCAUGAAGGCAGGAGAAGCAGCGGCGGCGGCGGCGGCGGCGGCGGCGCAGAAGCGUGACGGCGAUACCGGAGAGUUGCGGCCGUCAGCACGAAGGCGACGGGCAGCACCGCCGCGCGGCCGCCGCUGCGUGGUGGCGUUGAGCGGUGCUGCUGCCUCGGGGGGGGGAGAGGGAAGAGGCGGGCGAGGAUCGACGGAGGGGAACGACGACGACGAAGUGUACUACAGCUCGCUCUUGGACGACUGCAUCAAUAGGGUCGGGGCAGCGAAGUCCGCAGACCCCCCGACCUUCACGCCGCUGCGCCUCCAGUGCUCCCUGAAAGGGCGCCGCGGCGGUGCAACCGACAGCCGCGGCAGCGGCGGCUGUGACAACGGCGUGGAUGGUGAAACAAGCCCGUCCGCGCGGAAGCAGCACCGACAAGCAGGCUCGGCAAACGGCGGGUCUGGGGCGGGACAACCGGCGCCCCUGCAGGGAGCGGCUACGCUGUCUCUGCGCGCGGAGAUGAUCGCGCCCGCGCUCGGGGUGCGCCUGACCCCCAUCGCCGCGCCGGCUUUGCUACACACCGCGCUGUACCAGAGCUUGCUGAGCCGGGGCGCCGAGGACAAGCUGCAGAGCGGGCUUGUCACUCUCAACGAGGGCCGCCGUGCGGUGCUGCUGUCGGACAACGACCCGCUCUCCCUCCGGGCCCCUAUCGUGGGAGUUUGGGUCUCCGGGGGCGACAGCGGCGGUACCGGUGGCGUAGGCACGCCAAGCGGGCAGCAACAGCAGUCUGGCCGGCGACUGUCCCCACUCACCCAUCCCUACGUCUACCCCGCAUGCCUUCGGUUCCUGCUUGGGUUCCGAGGGGGGAGCGGGGCGUCUAAGUCGACCACCGCCGCCGCCGCCGCUGCCGCCGCUAGCCCCGUAGCCUUCCUGGUUCUGCAACUCCCCGGGGGUGUCGGCGGGGGCACGCCGGGGUGCUACGAAGCGUGCGCGGUCAGCGCGUCGGCGGCGACGCCGACUGCAGCAGGAGGGGGGGGUAUGCGUGUCGCUUCCGUCGGGUUCGAGCAGCUCGAUUUCUCUGCGGAUGUGGAUGUUUCGGUGGGGGGCGGGGGGCGGGAGGGGGGAGCGACGGGGGGCGGCGCCAGCAGCGCCAACCGCGCGGUCGUGAUAGCGAGGUUGCGUCGCGUGUCAAGCCUGACGGCGGCGGGAGGGGCGUUCGGACGCGCGCUCGCGAGGGCGAGGGGAAGGUACCGGGGCACGCAGCAGGCCGAGAACGGCGCAGCCACGCCCCCGUUCCUCCCCUCGCCAUCCGCGACGCGAACGCCCCCUCAACCGUCGCCGCAGCAACGGCCGCCACCGCCGCGUUCGAUCGGCGCCACCCAAAGGUGGCACAGCAGACAUCACAGCCAACCGACGCCCGAAGACCGAGAGAACGAGGGACCGACGGAGGUGCAACAGGACAGACCGCUGCUCCACCCCCCCGUACCGAUAGCGGCGCCCACGAAGCCUGUUGUCCACAGCCCGCGCUCCGCGGCGAGCAAGGCUGACUCGUCUCCCGCCAGAGCCACCGGCCGCACGAGCGCAAUCAACACCCCGGAGAAAAUCCUUUCCCACGCAAUACACCACUCCACGUCGCCAGCCAAGCGCGGUUUGAGAGGAGGCAGUGGCCCUCGCGCAUCAGUGCUGGGGGGUGCCGGGGAGGGGACUACACGGCCGGGGGAUGGCCACGGUCGUCCAAGACCGCCGUGGCGGUCCCAGGAGGAGGGGUUCCGCGAGUUGUCCUCCGGGGGGGGGGGUAGCAGUCACCGAAUGGCGGCCGUGGAAGGACGAGAGGCUUCGAGCUCCUCCCCUCCGUCGUUGCCCGAGAAGGGGGAAGAGUUGCCUUCGCCAUCGCCGGCCCCGGUGGCGGCGGCGGCGGUGGCGGCGGCGGCACCGGCUUGGACACCACGGAAUAGUCUUGACCUGCUCGCGCUGGCACCGGAGGCGACCGGGGACACUGCAUGGGCACAGCAAGCAAUGCCGCCGCCAUCGGAGGCCCCGUAUAAUCGAGCAAAGUCCAUGGUAGAGGCUAGCACGAACACGAGCUUGUUCUGGGGGGCGCCGCUCAUGCCGCAGGCCGCGGCUGCCGCCGCUGGUGGUUCGCCGACACGGCCCGGUACGGUCGUGUUAGCGACUAAGGCGGCGUUCGAUACACCCGAGGGUGAACGAUGCCAUCACGCCAGCAAAGGAGGAGGAGGGGGAGAAGGAGGAGGAGGGGGAGGGGGAGAGGCGGAAGAGAACGCCGUUGCCCCGUUGCCGUCGAGUCGGCGGAGCGAAACCCCGACCCCUCCGUCCGCCGCUCAUGCUGGCGCCGCCGUGCGGCACGGGUGGACGACUCAGCGGGGCCGGCGCCGCCGCCGCCGCGCGGGAGCGGGCGAACGGCAGCGGCACCGAAACGGCGGCAACGCGGGAGGGGAAAGAGACAGCAGCGGCGACGAUGAUGCGAGCGACGGCGGCGCCUCCACCGCUUGGUCGCGCAACAGUUCCGAUGUCGACGAAGGCGAAACGACGACGUCUCUGGAGCUGCUUCCUCUUCGUGUGCCACCGCCAGCAGGUCUUGGCUCCGGAUCGGGCGCAAGCGCCGCGCGGCUGAACAGUAGCGUUUCGUCAGCAGGCUCCGCUCACCGGAUAGACGAUAACGCUUCAAAAGACGACAAGGCAUCGGGCACCACUGGGGAAGAGGAGGGCCGGGAGGGGCAGCAAGCCGUUGUUAUUGUUACCCCAGAGCGGAACGGUUCUUGCGAUGGUGGGCGGGGGCGGCAACCCUUGCUGGGGAGGCGCGGAGGAGAAAGGGGCGGGGCCUGGGGGGUACCGAUUGUCCCGGUCGCGGACUUGAUGGUGGUGCCUCGGAUCGAGUUCGGCCAGAUGACGGACGAUGAGAUGGGUUCGGAUCUGGACGAGGGCGAGACCAUCGGCCGGAUCGAGUCCAAGUAUCUGCAGGGCGGCGGCAGCGUGGCUCCAUUUCUUCGCUGCUAA